Messenger RNA from Bombus huntii, 4498 nucleotides. Its product is annotated as ATP-binding cassette sub-family G member 4-like. Lineage: Eukaryota; Metazoa; Arthropoda; Insecta; Hymenoptera; Apidae. Gene Ontology annotation, molecular function: ATP binding; ATP hydrolysis activity; ABC-type transporter activity. The transcript is spliced from 3 exons. Gene Ontology annotation, cellular component: plasma membrane. The coding region runs from base 1724 to 3517 and encodes 597 amino acids. The record is from RefSeq and is a predicted model, not a curated record.
GAAAUACUUCGAAAUUUAAUCAAUUUACAAUUUCGCCUUCCUUUUGCCAGAAAGCUUCUCCGCGUUUAUUCGUUAUCUUCUGGCUGUUUAAACGUUUUUGUGAUCUCUGCAAGAUAUGCAUUUAAUAGGAUUUAAUAUGACCGCGAUAAUCGAGUCUUCGCAACGGUGCUAAUGAAAUUUCAAAAUUCACAAUAUUUGGCGAUAAUUGCAUGUAAUACGUUCAUCAAAUACACAUAUCUAUAAGUGUUUGAAUAUCUUAACCCUAUCAAAAUUGCCAAGAGACACAGAGAAUGCCAGAGAAUGAGUUUUCAAUGGGAAACAAAUACAUUGCUAUGUAUACCACUGGAGAGUACCGAAGAAAAUAGAGAAACGGAAGGAAGAAGAGUGGCGACAAACCGGAGAAACUGUAUGCACGUCGGAACUGGUUCCGCGGACCGAUGGAUCGUGGAAGCAACCAGAGAAACAUGUUAGAAGGGCGAAUAGCGAGCGGGGCGUAUUAACGCGAUUCCUGCGAGCGUACGCCGGCGAUUCGCAUUCUCGCUCGCGCGAUGUCCUCGAGCUGGUGCCGCGAGUGAACUCAUCGAGCUGGUGCACGAAUAAGUUUUCCGACUCGACCAUUCGAUCGACACGCGAUUAUCCGGAUCGAAAAUCGUUUCAAGAAGAAUUUACUCUCGAAGAUCGUUUCAGAGACGUUUGAGUGAAAUUCCUGCGGCGAGCUCGCGAUAUCUGGCAGAUAUCCGACGACGAUAAUAUUCGAGUUUGCUUUCGGGGAAACAAGAAUGACGAGAAACAAGAAACGCGUCGAUGGUAUCCCACGAACGAGAGAAAAACGACAAAAGAACUGAUAGAUGUAUCAACAUAACAGUAUGCAAAUAUAGAGCAGAAGAGGAAAGCAAAUGGCAAAAGAAUAACUGGAUCUAUCAGCAUGGCGAUACUUCAAUAUUAACUACUUAAUUCAUACAAGAAAAAAUAUGCAAAAUAUAUCGACGUGAAACGAACAGAAGAUCAACAAAAAGGGAUUGCGAGAUAACGAAGCGAAUUAUCCACCAGAUAGCAGUUGAAUGAUAAGCUAAACUCUACGAAACUUCCGCUGAUAAUUGUACUCUUGUCGUGUGUUAUAAUAUAUUACCACAGAAUCCACUUCGUUCUUCCAUUAUUACUGGCGGAGUCAAUGAACUUAGGGAGAUUUAAAAUUGUAAUCUCACAAUUAUCCAAGAUUAUAAAAUAUUACUUUAUAGUGAAUUAAAGUCCAUGAUCUCAUCGAAAUUUUCAUUUCUGAAGUUUGUUUGUAUUUGAAAAAACUGAAGAGUACAAAUAUUUGACGCUCGCACCUAAAAGUUUGCGAAGAUCGACGAAUAUUUUCGAGAAGCGUGACAUAUGAAAUACGAAAUACCGUUGAGGUCGAACAGCUGGUUGAACUGAAUUACACUUUCGUUAAAAUUAUCUCUUUUCUACGAACGAAUCGAAGAAACUGGAAAGUAUAGUUGUGAAAAUUCACCGCUGAGAGUGGCAAGAAUCGAUGCGUUCCUUGGAAACAAACGGAUAACCUCGUUUUACAAGAUCGUUAUAAAAUUAUUCGAAGAUCGACCGACGAAAAGCGGGUAGAUAACGCGUGAUAUGUGUGACCUCUUCCUUUGACCGAAGAACGGGAGAGAAGAGGCAUAGAAGUUCCGCGGCAAAACACGAUCGUUUCUCAGUCGAUACGACAAAUCAUUAGGUCAACAUGUGUCAGCGAGUGAUAUUGUUAAGUUUACCAAAAGCUGACUCGAUCGAUAUCCAGUUUACUAAUCUCACCUACGAAGUGAGGGAUAGCUAUUUCGGUUCGUUGAAGAAGAUUCUGAAAGGGGUUAGUGGAACCUUCAAGUCCGGAGAACUGUCGGCCAUAAUGGGACUGUCUGGUGCUGGAAAAUCAACUUUGUUGAACAUCCUGACGGGAUUUCAGAGAGGCAAGUGGACAGGAGAGAUCAACUACAUCGGGAAUCAGGGAAAACAAAGUUGGAAAGAAUACAAGAAGCAGUCGUGUUACAUUCAACAGGACGAUCAUUUGCAGCCAUUGUUCACCGUGUGGGAGACCAUGUGGAUGGCAAGUAAUUUAAAAAUCGGUAACAGUCUGAGCCUAAAGGCUAAGGAAAUGCUGAUCGACGAGAUGUUGGAUAAUUUGGAUCUGAGCAGAACGAAGGAAACUAGAUGCAAUCGAUUGAGCGGCGGACAAAAGAAGAGGCUCAGCAUCGCGUUAGAGUUGCUGGACAAUCCACCAGUGAUGUUCCUCGACGAACCGACAACCGGCCUUGACUCUUUGUCUUCUCACCAGUGCAUCAGAUUGCUGCAUAACCUGGCCAAGGCCGGUAGAACUAUCAUCUGCACGAUUCAUCAACCUAGCGCGGCCACCUACGAGAUGUUCGACACCGUCUAUCUUCUAGCCGAUGGUAAAUGUAUGUACGAAGGAGCUACGAAGAACACGGUCGCGUAUUUUUCCAGUAUUGGACUUCACUGUCCCGUGUAUCACAACCCAGCUGACUAUAUGAUCGAAAUAAUAAGCAAGGAAUACGGAGAUUUCAACGAUCAGUUGGCACAUCUAGCCAGCAAUAGAGAGAAGUCGUGGCGAUCGAACACCUCGCAGAUCCAAAGUACAGAAGUUAACGAUAGUACGAGCGUAACAAAAACCAGCGUACUGAUCCAACCACCGUCGGAAUUCGACAAGUUCUUCGUGUUGAUACGACGGUUUAUGAUCCAAUUGUUCAGAGACUGGACGGUCACCUACCUAAAGAUAUUCGCUCAUUUCGCAGUAGGCGUGUUGCUAGGUCUCUUGUACAUGGAUGCUGGCCAUGACGGAAGCAAGACUCUUAGCAACGUUGGAUUUUUCAUGGUCAGUUGUAUAUAUCUGAGCUACACGAGCAUGAUGCCAGCGGUGUUCAAGUUUCCCUCGGAGAUGAUGACGUUGAAAAAGGAAAGAUUCAAUAACUGGUACCAGCUAAGAACGUAUUUCGUGGCCUCGUUUAUAUGCAACUUGCCUGUACAGAUAUUGUACGCCUUCGUCUACAGUGGUACUUCUUAUUUCCUGAGUGGACAACCUUCGGACGUCAACAGGUUUCUUAUGUAUUUAAUGGUGACCAUUAUGAUUACGCUAGUGUCGGAUAGCGUUGGUGUUUUGAUAGGCAUUCUAACGAAUCCUAUAAAUGGAACGUUCGUAGGUGCCAUUACACUUUGUGCUAUGUUAAGCCUGUCGGGCUUCCUGGUUCAUUUCAGCCAUAUGCCACGUAUUUUGUUCUAUAGUAGCUACCUAAGCUACGUCAAAUAUGGGGUGCACGCGUUCGUUCACGCGAUCUACGGUUUCAAUCGUGAGAAGCUAUCCUGUCCGAAAAUCUACUGCCACUAUAGCAUGCCUAGCACGUUGAUGACAGACCUGUCAAUGACGGACGGCAAGUAUUGGCUCGAUAUCUUCCUGUUGUUCUGCGGCUGCUUCCUCUGCAGAAUCGUCGUCUAUCUUUCUCUCAAGAGGAAACUCGCCAGAGCAUGAAAAGAUGUCUAAUUUCUAUCCAUGAUUAAUUGAAACUUCGAUUCCACUUGAGAAUAUACCUGAACGUCGACUACCGUGUGUGUAUUAACGAUUCGGCAUUGGAAAUUUUAUGAGAAUAUCGCAAGUGUAUUUUGUGACAUGUGAUUCGAGACAAUGGUGUCGAGUGAUCGUGUGAAUAGGAACGAAUGUAUUCGAACAAUAUCUUUUCGAGUUUCUUUUCUCGAUUAAAAUAUUACUUGGACGAUGCAUGUAAUAUCUAUUUACACAACGACGUUUAUUUUAUAUUAAAAGAGUACGAGUGAUUGGUUUUUUCUUGCAUAUCCCUUUCAUUCUAAGAUCGUUUAGUUAUUUCAUGACGUACACACAAAGGUCGAAAGUUAAUAGAAUUCUGCUCGGUAGAAAUCAUUAAGUCUCUUUACCAACGAGACAAUGACGGAUAAACACAUAACAUUUAAGCGGUAAGUGAAUUGUGCACGUUCAUCGGAAGUUCAAUGAUGAGAAAAAAAAAGAAAAAAAAAGAAAAAGAAAGAAAGGUCAUUAGAACUCAAACUUUCUGAAAACGUUGAAGAUCUGUAUUACAAACCUCUGCAGGUUGUCGACAUUUGUACAGCUUUAUAGCUGGAUGGUUAAUCGUAUGUUUGGACGAGUAUAGUAUCGUAUACUGUACUAGUCCGAUUAAAAGUAUGUCUUAACAGUUAAAUGUAUCUACAUUAUACAUAUAUAUGUUCUCGUAUCUAUGCAAAAACAGGCGAGUGAUUGAUUAUUCAAGUAGAAACGAAAUAUAAAACGAAUAAAAUGACAAAAAAGAAACUAGCAAGUAUAUAAUGGUUUGUGUGUCGUCUAAUACUGGGAGUGUGUAUAAUGUACAAACGAAAGCUCGAAUGAGAAAGAAAAAAAAUAUGUCAAGCGACGAAAGAAAAAGAUAAAGGUCAAAAAAAAAAAAGAAAAAAAAAGAAAAAAUGAAAAUGAAACAAAAAAUAA